GUCACACCACCGGGCAAUAGGCAUCGUCCUUGUCACGGCAACCGCGGGCGGAUGGUGGGAAGAGUACAGUGUGGUUCCAGUCGUUGUGAAACGGAAAGAUCCUUCUUUUCUCGAUUCCUUCUUUCCCAUCACUCAAUUCCUUCGGCCUCCCUCGACCCUACCUCUAGGUAUGUACUCAAAGUACCAACUCCCACUGACCAUAAGCCAGGGUAUUUGGUGCGGCUGCCCUCACUAAGGGAGGUAGGUACCCACGGCAUCCUCCCUAUUUUCUUGCUGCUUCCUCCCUUUCUUUCUUCUUCUUUUUCUCCUCGGCCUCCUUCUUUCUCUUGCAGCUCGAGCAUGACUUGUCAGACUGCUUGCUGACCUCCUUGUUGUCGGCGCGGAUAUCACCGCAGGAGCCCCAGUAUUUUGCCUUUGCGCACGUCAGGUGUUCGCUGCUGGUGGAGACUACGUCGGAGCAGUCGGGACAUUUGUAGCUGGUUUUUAUCUGGCCACACAUUUUGUCUUUCUCUUUCUUGAAUCGAUCCAGAUGGGAAUACUAAAACUGGGUUAUUGUAUUUGUUAAGUCUGGAUUGGUUUAGGCGCUAUUGCGUGUGAUGAUGAUGCUGGAGAAGAUAUAGCACUCCUGGAUAGGUGGAAAUCGUGGACCUUAUGUAGGUCUUGAAUUCGCAAUGGGAAGCUGGUCACACUUGAGCACGAUGGGCAGUAUGCGUGAGGUAACAUGGCAGUCUCGAUAAGUUGUCUAAAACGAGGUCGGACUGCCGAGGCUUGGUACCAAAUGACGCAUCAAACGGAACAUGCUUGCGAACUUGGACUCGUGAUCUGGGUGGUAGCCCCAUUCGACAGUCAAGAUGAUCUAAGCACGAGACGACAGCACACCACCACAGCUGGAUUGCAACCACGAGGGCCGGGCUUCACACAUGGAACUACGCUCAUUCUGAUGAGCAACUGGACUGGAUGGAGAGCAAGUCACACCCUUGGCAAUGACAUUGUUCUUGUCUUUGGCAAGCGCGGGCCUUAGAAGAGCAUUACUUAUCAUCCCAUGAGUGGCUACCUAGCCUGUAUGGGCCACUUCUGCUUGGUGAGGUCAGUGUCAUCAUUUUGGACAAACUGGCUUCUGGACCCUUUCGUGAAUCAAUGCCAGGGGAAUAACUGAGGGGAAGGGAUGCUCUGGUUUCAGUCUGGAAUAAUUCAGUUAAAAAGAGCAAACCAAGUGUGCAAG
Messenger RNA from Neurospora crassa OR74A, 1222 nucleotides. RefSeq lists its product as hypothetical. Lineage: Eukaryota; Fungi; Ascomycota; Sordariomycetes; Sordariales; Sordariaceae. The record is from RefSeq and is a predicted model, not a curated record. The transcript has a single exon. The coding region runs from base 52 to 363 and encodes 103 amino acids.